Pseudomassariella vexata is the source of this 2265-nucleotide messenger RNA. Its product is annotated as glycosyl hydrolase. Gene Ontology annotation, molecular function: hydrolase activity, hydrolyzing O-glycosyl compounds. The coding region runs from base 1 to 2265 and encodes 754 amino acids. Lineage: Eukaryota; Fungi; Ascomycota; Sordariomycetes; Amphisphaeriales; Pseudomassariaceae. The record is from RefSeq and is a predicted model, not a curated record. The transcript has a single exon. Gene Ontology annotation, biological process: carbohydrate metabolic process.
AUGCAUGUGCUCCGAUUACUAGUGACAGCUUUCAUUGGCUGCAGGUAUAGAGUUUCCAGUUCAACAAUCCGCGACUUAACCCAAGCCGAAGCAGCACUCGCAGCUAUCACCAUCACUAACAUCGACGAUAUCCGAGGCAACAUUCAUCUCCCCUCGGAAUCGGAAGACGGCCUCGCUAUCGACUGGACCAGCAGCAGCCCAGCCAUAAUCACAGUCGACGGCAGAGUCACCAGACAAGAUGAAGACGAAACUGUAACCCUCACAGCCACUAUUGCUUCCCAAACCCGCACCCUUACCGCUUCCGUCCGCAAAGCCGUAGAUGUCGGCCCCUACGUCGGCUACGCAUUCGCCUACUUCACCAAUGACACCCUAGCGGGGGAGAACAUCUUUUUUGCGACAAGCCAAGGAAAUGACGCGCUCAACUGGACCGAGCUGAACGGCGGACAACCCGUGUUGACUUCCACGAUGGGCACGAAAGGGUUGCGAGAUCCGUUUAUCAUCCGUUCGCCGGAGGGAGAUACCUUCUAUCUCCUUGCUACGGAUCUCUCCAUCGGCUCGGGUACUUUCUGGGCAGAAGCGGUCAGUAAUGGGAGUCUAUACCUGGAGAUAUGGGAGUCUCAUGAUUUGUCGACGUGGUCUGCUCAGCGACAUGUUCUGGUCAGUCCAUCGACGGCGGGGAAUACUUGGGCGCCUGAGGCGUUUUACGACACGGAUCUAGGGGCUUACGUCGUCUUUUGGGCGUCUUCACUGUACCCAGAAAGCGACACGAGUCACACGACAGCAACAUACCACCGGAUGCUCUACGCGACGACCCAGGACUUUGUCACUUUCAGCGAACCUGCCAUCUGGCAGGAUUCGGGAUCAUCGCGUAUCGACUCGACCGUCAUCGAGGUGGAGGGCGUGUACUACCGGUUCACAAAAGACGAGGGAAAUGUGACGGGAUGCGUGGACAUUAUCCAGGAGCGCUCGACCGAUUUGUUGGCUGAGCUGGAUGAGUGGACGACAGUGGCUAGCUGUAUUGGCGAGACAGCCGGAACGAGCCAGGUUGAGGGGCCAACUUCUUUCAAGGCUAAUGCGGAUGAUGUGCGUGGGGAGAAAUAUUAUCUAUUUGUGGAUGAGUACACAGAAAGGGGAUACAUCCCGCUUGAGGCGGAGGACAUUGCGAAUCCGGACUGGAAAAUCUCGAGUGACUUCAAUUUGCCGGCUAGUCCGAGACACGGGACUGUUAUCCCCGUCACGGCGGCAGAGCUCGCCUCUCUUACGGGCGCAACGAGUACCACCGCCAAACGAUCCGCCCUCCGAAAGAGAGAAGGAAGUCCCGUUCUCCCCGGCCUGUGGGCCGACCCCAACAUCGCCAUCUUCGGUGAAAAGUACUACAUCUACCCUACCCAAGACGGCUUCCCCAACUGGGGCGGACAAUCUUUCUAUGUGUGGAGCUCUCCCGAUCUCGUCCAGUGGACGCGCAACACCGAACCGAUCCUCACUCUCAACGGCACAUCCGGCAAUGUCCCCUGGGCCAACGGCAACGCCUGGGCGCCUACCAUUGCCAAGAAAGAUGGAAAAUACUUUUUCUACUUCAGCGGGAACAAUGCAGCCCUGAAUACAAAAACUAUUGGCGUAGCCGUUGCCUCGCAUCCCGAGGGCCCGUUUGUAGCGGAGGCAGAACCCAUGAUUUGGAAUAACGAGAGUUUGCCUACCAACCAAGCUAUCGACGCUUGCGCUUUUCACGACCCUGUUUCGGGGAAGUACUUUUUAUACUGGGGCAACGGCGUUGCCUUAGUCGCCGAGCUGGGGGACGACAUGGUUUCCAUCAAAUGGGAUACCGUCGGCCGCAUCGGCGGGCUGGUCGCAUUCCGCGAGGGUUCGUUCAUGAAUUACCGAGAAGGACUGUACCAUUUUACGUAUAGUAUCAACGAUACGAGGUCGGAGGACUACCAGGUCGGGUACGCGACUAGUCUGACUCCUACUGGAAACUUCACGUAUAGGGGAGUCGUGCUGAGGAAGGAUGUGGAGAAGGGAAUACUGGGGACCGGGCAUAACUCUGUGGUCAAGGUUCCUGGAGAGGGGGACCAUUGGUAUAUGGCGUAUCAUCGGUUUGCGAUUCCGGGGGGCGACGGGAUGCAUAGGGAGACUACGGUUGAUAAAAUUGAGUUUGAUGACGUGACAGGGUUGAUGAGGGAGGUUGUGCCGACUUUGGAGAGUGUGGGGCCUCGGUUGGUGUCAAUGCCGGAGGGUUUGAGGAGGAAGCGCUCUAUUGGUUUGUGA